CCAGGGGGUGUACAUGGAAAACUGCUUCCAUGCCUCGGAAGAAUAAAGGCUGCAUUUGUUUUUUUCAUGAAACGGAGAUAAAAUGAAAACCAGUAGAAAGAGGUCAUACAGAGCCGUAAAGUACACGUUAUUUGUCUGUUGCUACAUCUUCUGGGUAUUUAGUGCUGUCCUGAUUGCUGUUGGGAUCUACGCGAAGGCUGCCAAAGAGUCAGACGUAGUAGACACGCUGAUCACAGAUCCAGCACUGUUGUUGAUCAUCGUGGGUUCUCUCAUGUUCACCAUCACGUUCUUCGGGUGUUUUGGAGCAUUGCGCAACAUCUCUGUGCUGCUGAACACGUUUGUAGGAAUAUUGUUGGCCAUUUUGCUGCUGCAAGUCACUACUGCUGUGCUGGGCCUUCUCUUCUCUGAAAAGGUUCAAGAGAGGACCGAGCUGAUGAUGAUGAAUGCGAUUGUGCGCUAUCGGGACGAUCAGGACUUAGAAAAUGUUAUUGAUUUUGUACAAAAAAAGUUUCAGUGUUGUGGGGUGGAUUCCUUUAAAGACUGGUCUAAAAAUAUGUAUUUCAACUGUUCUGCCCCCAGCCUGGAGGCCUGUGGAGUGCCCUACUCCUGCUGUAUACGGCACAAGAAUGAGACUGUGUUUAACUCCAUGUGUGGCUAUGAGACACAAAAGACAAAAACUGUUUCCAGUCAGUUCAUCCACACCAUCGGCUGUCUGGAUAAAAUCGUCUGGUGGGGAAAACAGAACCUUCUGCUGGUGGGAGGGAUCACCCUUGUCCUACUUUGUCUUGAGAUAUGUAUGAUGUCACUGGCUGCAGUACAGCUCUGCCAAAUCAGAAAUGUUCAAAUGAAGAAGGGGAAAGCUAACGUGGGCCAAAACAUUUGUUGCAACAGAAAGUCUUGACAGUUUUUAGACACCCAUCUUUCACCAUGUGUUCACAUUGCGAUUCAGUUAUGCGCUGCAUUAGAAAUAACCAGUAUAUAAAAUGUUUCAAAUUAGAUGCUAAAAUGUGAAUGGGUCAUUCCUGCUAUGUAGUAUAUUUUCACAUCCCCAUUACGUAUACAUUUUUUAUACCGUUUUCAUGGAUAUUGUUUUCAUUGGUAAUCAAUUAACAGGGUUUUUCCCAUCUCCUCAAUAUCCUUUUCAAUAAACACAUCAUUCUCUAGGAGGAUGACAAAAGCACAAAUUAGCAAUGGAUUUUAAGAAUUGUUUUGUGGGGUUGGUUUAUCACACAUUGAAAUACCCCAUUCAAUUUGAUAAAGUGAUAGAAAUCACUAUGAUAAUAUCAACAUAAAAAAAAAUGGUUAGAAACAUUUGUUGACACCCUAAAUGACACAUGUAUAUAAACUCUCAAUCCUUCACUGAGUAAUGGCUAACUUUAGCUCUUUUUUGUCAUCUUCUUAAGCUUCCAGUUCAUUUUUUUUUACCAUUUUGUAAAAGAAAGUUCUAUAAUUAAAUAAUUAAUUAGGUUCUUUGUGCUUUAGCUUGACCAGAAAAUAUUUCUGUAAGUCUGGUAUAACCUUUUAUAGAAAUACUUUCUUAAAUUACAACACAAGCAUAUUUAUUUUCCAAAAUUACAGAGUCAAAAGUUACUGCUUCUACAUAACAGAAAUGGCCCAUAUAUACUCUUUUAUUUUACUGUGAGUUACUAAGACAAAAGCUGUGAUUAAACUCAUGUAA
This is a messenger RNA of Xyrauchen texanus (razorback sucker), 1678 nucleotides long. RefSeq lists its product as uncharacterized. Gene Ontology annotation, cellular component: membrane. The transcript has 8 exons. The coding region runs from base 83 to 901 and encodes 272 amino acids. Lineage: Eukaryota; Metazoa; Chordata; Actinopteri; Cypriniformes; Catostomidae. The record is from RefSeq and is a predicted model, not a curated record.